AUGAGCGGCGAGGUGAAAAAGCAUUCGGUAACAGAGGCGUUCAUUUCAAUAACCAGGUUAUUGCCUCCCGAGAUCAGGUUGGUUAUAUUCAAUGAGGUUUUGGUCAAAUGCAGACUUGCCGAUCUGUUUACUUGUCUAAUUGAGGGUGAGUUUAAUGCUGAUGACGCCUUUGAUGACUUGCUGAACCAGAAACUGUGCUUGUUCCACUUUCCUAACAAAAGUUGGCUUGAGAUCCGGCAGUCUACCAAGCCUGAAUUUAGCAAGACGCCGGAAAAUAGCAUGCGGAUCGAGGUGGCUGGACGAGAAUACGAACAGUUACGCGAACAAGUGCGUGCCGGAAAGAUUAGGGUCCGUUACUAUUUACUUGGACAACAAUUCAAAAACACAAGCUGGCUUACCGAAUCGUGUGAACACUUAAUCUUUGACGAAGACUCCCAAAUUGACGAGCAGGUCUCGUUAUACUUUAGCAAAGUUGCCGAAAUACGAUUGAACAUCGAGACAACCAGAAACUUGUGGCUCCUUCCUCUCACGAAGAACCUCAAGACAAUCCACCUGAACCUCAACAACGGAUUCCAAAGAGCCGAUUGCACUACUGUGGUUGCAGAUAUAAUCAACUUGUCUACAAACAAGUUUGAUUUACACCUUUCCUUGCGAAUAUUCAAGAACUCCUCGACCGACGAGCUGAUCAGAGCGUUAAAAGGCCUUGUUCAUCUUUGUUACACACGAGACAUCAAAAUACAGGCACGAUUUCUCAACACGAAUGACUCAAAGUUUGAACUCGAAUGGAUGAUUAAUUCCAUCACACCUAUCGGCAAAAUCAUCAAAGUCCUUGAGGUUGAUCUUGUCUCCGAAUCAUUAUCACUUUCAGAUCUGGUAUCGUCAACUAGUAGUCUUGAAUUCCUAAAACUGAAUUCGACGACUUACAAAAAUACCGCUCUUCUCUCCUCAACGAGACCAGCGCAGAUAGCAUUACCCAAGCUAUACAAGACAGAGCUCAGAGGCUUUCAAAUACAGGAUCCAAUAGCAUUGUUGCCUCUCGAAAAGCUUACAAAAUUGAAACUGGUACGGUGCUCGGUGGCUCCCACCGUGCUCACAUGUGUUCAGAACUUGAGGUAUCUACAUCUUCACAACUGCAGUUGCCAAACAAUAAGACUACCGCCAAAACUGAUGGAGGUCAAAAUAACAGACGAUCUGGAAUCCUCUGCGAUCUUCAUUCAGAAUUUGGACGAAGAAAUCAGCUUGAAGCUGAUGCUGCUGAAACAUAAGUCCAUCAACCUUGAAGUUUUGAACCAGCUACCAAAAAAUUUGGAGACGCUAGUGAUUGACGGGUGUGACAUAGCUAGGGGAUACAAGGAUAAGACAGUGAACUUACCACCAAGUUUGAGGUCUUUGGAAGUCUAUGGGGAUACGAGUAGAACCAGACAACUCACGCAAUCUCUCCAAGAUUGUUCCGAUAUUGUUCAGCUGCUCAACUUUGCUGAACUGUGCAAACUCGAAAAAUUGACAGUUACAGAGGGACUGAGAUUCAGAUACUCAAUACGGUGGCCCGAUCAGCUACCACCCACUUUGAGAGAAUUGAAUCUGGACAUAUCUCUAGCUACAUUGAGAACUUUGAAGCUACCACAGGAUCUGGUCAAACUCAAGGUUCGCUUGAACAACUCCCGAGGUAAUCCGUUUUCAAUACUACGAACAUUUCCACAGAACCUGGAAGAUCUGGAGCUAAUAACCAAGUCUCUAUACUUUGAUCUGUUCAAGACUAAUAUCAGCAAAUUGAAGCUUAAGACAUUGAAGGUUAAGAUCGAGUCUUCGCAAUAUCGAACGUCCACGAUCGUUCGUCUGAAGCUUAACGAUCUUCCAACCACCUUGAAAAAGAUUGAAUUCAAAGAAGAAACAUUCACUUCAAGGAACCUCCAGCUUUACUUGAUAUGCAAUGAGAUCACAGAGAACUUCAGGAAGAGUGGCUUCAUCAAUAAGUGUGCAAAUAUUAAGGAGUUGAAGAAAACAGGAUUUUUCAGACUGAUUCGUGCUGAUUGA
Ogataea philodendri is the source of this 2034-nucleotide messenger RNA. RefSeq lists its product as uncharacterized. The transcript has a single exon. Lineage: Eukaryota; Fungi; Ascomycota; Pichiomycetes; Pichiales; Pichiaceae. The record is from RefSeq and is a predicted model, not a curated record. The coding region runs from base 1 to 2034 and encodes 677 amino acids.